CCACCAAUUUAUAGAUAGAAAGAGGGAGAGCGCACCAAGACAGCGGAGACGGAGAACCCCCGCCCUCUCCGCCCUCCGCUCUCCACCGUCCAAAAUAAGAACGAGAGAGAGGAGGGAAACAUUGGGAAACAAAAGGGGGCUGGCGGCAAUGGAGACGCCACUUCUAUCGAACGGCGAGGGACGGAUGAAGACGGGAGGAGCAUUAAUGGUGGUGGUGGCGGCGGAGGCAGCGGACGGCACGAAAGACGAGGAGCUCGGGACGGCGGGGGAUGCGGCGGCCGCAGAUGUGCCGGACCUCCCGCCAGUGAGGAAUUUGGGCGACGCGUGGGUCGUGUUCGUCGGGGAGUCGAAGCGGCUGUGGCUGAUCGCAUUGCCGAUCGGGUUGAGCGUGGUCUGUCUCUAUGGGAUGAAUUCCACCACCCAGAUCUUCGUCGGCCACCUCGGCAACCUCCAGCUCUCCGCCGUCGCCAUUGGCCUCUCCGUCAUCUCUAACUUCUCUUUCGGUUUUCUCCUUGGCAUGGGGAGCGCACUAGAGACGCUAUGUGGGCAGGCCUUUGGUGCUGGCCAGGUUGAAAUGCUCGGCGUCUACUUGCAGCGGUCGUGGAUCAUCCUCACUGCCACUUCAUUCCUUCUGUGCCCACUCUACAUCUUCUCAACCCCCAUCCUCAAGCUUAUUGGCCAGGAAGACGAAAUCGCCGAGCUUGCCGGCAAAUUCACUGUCAGCAUCAUCCCUGAGAUGUUUGCAUUGGCCAUCAACUUUCCGACCCAGAAGUUUCUUCAAGCUCAGAGCAAGGUUGCGGUACUAGCUUGGAUCGGCAUUGUGUCUCUCUUAAUUCAUAUCGUUUUGCUGGCCCUCUUCAUCUCAGUCUUCAAAUGGGGCAUGGGUGGCGCCGCUGCGGCCUUCAACAUCUCGUCUUGGAUAGUCUCCAUAGCUCAGGUCAUAUAUGUUGUAGGCUGGUGCAAGGAUGGGUGGACCGGGCUAUCAUGGUCUGCCUUCAAGGAUAUAUGGGCGUUUGUGAGGCUGUCACUUGCUUCUGCUGUGAUGAUAUGCCUUGAAAUUUGGUACAUGAUGGUUCUUGUGGUGCUCACCGGUCACCUCGACAAUGCUGAGAUCGCCGUUGGGUCCAUUUCUAUCUGCAUGAACAUAAAUGGUUGGGAAGGCAUGGUUUUCAUAGGACUUAAUGCUGCUAUAAGUGUUCGGGUCUCCAAUGAGCUUGGCUCUGGUCGCCCCAGAGCCACCAAAUAUGCUGUCAUUGUGGUGAUCGUCGAAUCUCUCAUGAUUGGAAUCCUUGCUAUGAUCACUAUUCUAGUGACACGGAAUUCUUUCAGCGUUAUAUUUACUGAAGAUAAAGAUUUACAACGAGCUGUUGCUGGUAUAGCAUACCUUCUCGGCAUCACUAUGGUGCUUAAUAGCGUCCAGCCGGUGGUAUCAGGGGUUGCUGUUGGAGGUGGCUGGCAAGCUCUGGUGGCUUAUAUUAAUUUGGGUUGCUACUAUAUUUUUGGGCUUCCGUUAGGGUUCCUUCUAGGUUAUCUGUUCCACCAGGGAGUGGAGGGAAUUUGGGUUGGCAUGAUUUGUGGAACCGCAGCUCAGACAUUGAUUUUAUUGUUAAUAGUUUGGAAAACCGAUUGGAAGGCCGAGGCAGCACAAGCUUCGGAACGCGUGCGGUUGUGGGGUGGACAAGAUGAACCUGAAAAGUUACAAACAUGAGACGUAGCUAAUUUAGUUUUAAUUUUUGAGAUUUUAGACAUCGUUGAGCAUAUCUAGAUCUGUAGUUUUUUUCCCAUUCUACUUUUUGGUGGCUAACUAGUUUGAUAGGAUAUAUAAGCUCUCUAAACAGGUAAAAAGAGGAUAUACGAGCUCUCUCCCCCCCCUUGUCUCCACAGUAGAAAGGAUGUAAUGUCAUCUACUUGUGGUUGUAAUUGUAUUAAUCAUUUGCAAAAUGCAAAAAGGUACCUAGCAUGAAAGUUAAUA
Elaeis guineensis (African oil palm) is the source of this 1972-nucleotide messenger RNA. Its product is annotated as protein DETOXIFICATION 34. NCBI's taxonomy places the organism in Eukaryota, Viridiplantae, Streptophyta, Magnoliopsida, Arecales, Arecaceae. Gene Ontology annotation, biological process: xenobiotic detoxification by transmembrane export across the plasma membrane. Gene Ontology annotation, cellular component: membrane. The record is from RefSeq and is a predicted model, not a curated record. Gene Ontology annotation, molecular function: xenobiotic transmembrane transporter activity; antiporter activity.